Molecule: messenger RNA, 1230 nt
Organism: Paramuricea clavata
Lineage: Eukaryota; Metazoa; Cnidaria; Anthozoa; Malacalcyonacea; Plexauridae
Source: the annotation of a GenBank genome assembly
AUGUCGAUAUAUGGCCUUUAUCACCCACCUAGGCACAAUUAUCUGGAGAGCGACUUAUUGGAUUAUUUGAUAAAUAUUUCUGACGACGUUCUGGACAAAUAUCCAGACACUGUAAUUGUUUGUGGAGGGGAUUUGAACAGUUUGGACAUAAAACAUCUUGAGGAACUAUCAGGAUGGGAUGCAAUGGUCGACUUUUCAACAAGGGGUAACGCAUGUUUGGAUAACUGCCUUACAAAUAGAAUAGAUUUGUUCUCAAAAUGUUAUCCUUUCCACAUGUUAACUAAAACAGACCACAUGGGGGUUAUUUUACCAGCAGGAACAAAACUAAUACCUAUGCGCCGAAAGGUUGAAUUUCGGGAUUGUAGAAAGCAUCGAAAGGAAGAUUUCCACAAAGCUUUAGCAGAAGAAGAUUGGGAGGAUGUAUCGCAGUCCACGAAUGUAAAUGACGCUGUGAAUUGUCUUGAACGUAAGAUCAUGUAUCAUAUGAAUAAAUGUAUGCCCACAAAAACAGUCUCAAUUUCGUCACGUGACCCUUACUGGACGAGUCCUUUAAUUAAAUCUUUGCUAAAAUCUAAAUCCAGAAUUGCUCGGUCGCAAAAGGAUAGACUCAGUUUAAUUAACAAAAGGAUUUCUGAUGUCAUUUGUCAAAACAGAAGAAAUUUUAGGGCCUUGGUGGGAAGUAGAACUUGGUGGAGAAAGACGACUGAUAUUUCUCAGCGAAAUGCAUCGUCAUCAAGAGUUACUUUAGAUAAUGCAUCACUUACAAGAUUAAAUCGCUACUUUGGCGAACUCUGCCACGAUGAUAGUUAUGUCGAACCGACGCUCUCAAUUAUUGGUGAUGAAGUAGAUAUUCCUAGCUUUACGGAACAGCAGGUAUGGAAUGCCUUGAAAAGAAUAAAGAGGACAGCAACAGGUCCCGUUUAUAUUCCCUAUUGGGUUUGGAAUGAUCAUGCGGAAAUUCUAACCGAAGUUAUAACUAACGUCUGGAAUUUGUCCCUUUCAUCACAUACUUGGCCAGAUUCAUGGAAAAGAGCGAAUAUUAACCCUCUUGCAAAGGUUGAUUUACCAAAGGAAGAUGGCGACUUUCGUGGAAUAAAUAUUACACCUGUAAUUGCGAGGACCUUCGAAAAGCUCGUUUAUAAUAUCAGGUCAAGUCGACAGUUGAGGAAAUUUUAUCCCCAACGCAAUUUGCGUACAGGCAGGGGGGGAGUUGUACAAACGUUCUGUUAA